Molecule: messenger RNA, 2535 nt
Organism: Coniosporium apollinis CBS 100218
Lineage: Eukaryota; Fungi; Ascomycota; Dothideomycetes
Exons: 1
Coding region: 1-2535 (844 amino acids)
Source: RefSeq, a predicted model, not a curated record
AUGGCUGAUACCGCGAGCAAGAAACUCGCUACCUCUUCCAUUGACUCCUCGUUUCCUGUCUCCGUUCCUUGUGUAGAUGCCUUGGCCUUUCACGAUGCUGGCUUCGAGGCUUACCUAUGCGAGACUCUGCGCGAAUAUGUGGCCUGGCGAGCAGAUGCUCCCUCUUCUCCCGCACAUGUCUCAGAGACUACUGGCACGGACAUACAAGUCGACGAGAAGACAUUCGAUGCCCAACUAUCCGCUAAUGGGGGCUUGCCGGCUUCGAUAGACCUACACGUAGACCAUGAUUCCGGCAACUCGGCUCACCUUCCCGAAGACAUGGUAGCCGAGGGGAAGAUGCUCACCGAGAACGCAGAUUUAACGUACAGGACCACGCAAUCGCCGCUCGUAGAUCUCUUCUUCUCGCUUGAGAAGCAGAUAGCGCCUGAGAAGCUGCAGAGUCUUCUCGACGCAUCAUGGAACGAGGAUCCGCUGACCACGCUUAAGAUCAUCUGGAGCGGUCGCAGUAUCCAUCUCGGCCGCGGCGAGCGGGGAACGUUCUACCGCUGCGUCGGCUGGCUAGCGAAGCAUCACCCGCUGACAGCCUUGCUGAACCUGAAGUGGCUCGCCCGUCCGGUGAUCGAGAAAAAGGUGGUGAAGAAGGAAGAUGCCGACCUUGAUGCCAUCAUUGUGAAUGCACCGGAGGAUGUUGAAGGUGAUGGCCAAUGGCUUGUGCGGAAUGGUGUCUCUCACGGCUACUGGAAAGAUCUGCUGAACAUCCUCGUACUUGCGGUCAACAAGCAUCUGGGUGUGCUGAAGGAUCCGGCAUUGGUUCUCAACAUGAAGAAUAAACAGCCUAAGAAAAGGAAGUUCAACUCGACCAAGGACGAGGUGAAAGAGAACAGGCAUGCGCAGGAGCAAGAGCGACAUCAAAAGUUCUUGGACAGGUUCGAUCACGACGGCUUCUAUAAUGUGCUUCAUCUCAACGUCGCUCGCCUCUUUGCUGAGCAGCUACGGGCGGACAUGAAGCUUCUGGACAGCGGCGACAAGAAGGCGCUUCGUAGGAUCUCGCUAUGCGCCAAGUGGGCACCCAGCCUCGAGCGUUUCCACGAUAAGCACACCUUCAUCGCCUCGACCAUCGCGGAAAUGCUAUACCCGCAAACGGAGCUUGACCCGACGCUUACCGACCGCGAGAUGUAUCUGAAGCACGCCAGAGAGGCCUACCGCAGCCGCACGCUUGCGCCUCUCCGGAAAGCCCUCGCUGUAGUAGAGCGUGACAUCACCGCCGAAAACUUCUCCGCGAUCAAGUACGAGCGGGUUCCCUCGCUGGCUAUGGACCGCUACAAGCUCCUCUUCGCUCAGAAAGAUUUCGACCACUUCUCCGCAUACCUCGAAGACGUCACCUCUGGCAAAGCCCGCAUCUCUGGUGCUGUCCUUACACCCGCUACGCUGGUACACCAAGCAACGCAGCUGUACCUGCCCCCAGAGCCGCCAUCCGACGCUUCCGACCCGGACGCUAGACUGACUACCAAACAGCGUCUCGUGGCCAAACUCAACAGAGUUACCGCCCAGACGCUCAACGGCCAAUGGAACGCCAUCGUGCAGCGCAUGCGCGACUCCGGCACGCUCGAGAACUCUAUCGCCGUCGCCGACGUCUCGGGCUCAAUGACAUGGCCCACCUUCGCGGAUGGCACGCGUCCCAUGGACAGCGCCAUCGGACUGGCUCUACUGGUCGCCGAGUUAACGGCGCCACCAUUCGGAGGCGCCUUCAUCACGUUCUCAUCCACUCCGGAGAUCGUGCGUGUGGACCGGCCGGAAGGUGGACGGGACUUCGUGCAGAGGGUGCACGCAACGGCCAAUGCUAGUUGGGGCAUGAGUACGGACUUCGUGGCCGUGUUUGAGAAGCUGAUUCUCCCGCUGGCCAUCGAGAAUAACGUCCCGGCCGAGCAGAUGGUCAAGCGCGUCUUCGUGUUCAGCGAUAUGCACUUCGAUGCUGCACAGCCCCCGGAGGCCUCCCUGUCUGCACCGCGAUCGCCAUCGUCGGUUCCGUCCGUCCCGUUGCCGUCGUCGCCCACAUCGCCCAUGUCGCCAGGGCUCAUGUCGUCCUCGUCUCCCCCCUUCCCUCCGUCUCCAUCGUUACAAUCCACAGCGCCUGAGCAAACCAGCGAGCGCUGGAGCACCAGCUUCGAGCGGAUCCAGAAGAAGUUCAAGGACGCCGGUUAUGAGAUGCCGGAGCUCGUGUACUGGAACCUGGCGGGCGCGAGGCCGGAUGCUGUGGAGCAGGGCGCGCCGAUGCCGGUCAAGGCGGAUGAACCCGGCUGUGCGCUGGUCAGUGGGUACAGCCAGGCGAUGAUGAAGAUGUUCCUUGAAGGUGGGGGGUUCGAGGACCCGGAUGAGGGCGACAAGAUGGAGGUUAUAGAGAAGACGGUGGUGUUGGAUGAGGAAGGAAAUGAGGGGGAGGAAGUGGUGACGAGGGAGGAGAAGAAAGAUCCGAUGUCUUAUGUGAGGAAGGGGGUGGGGCAUAGAGCCUAUGAGAUGCUGAAGGUGUACGAUUGA